GUGAGAAACUUCUCCUAUACGUCUUUCCCACAGUCAGAAGCAUUUUUGACAUCCUGUUAAGUGACCCUGAAGCAGUUUGAGAGGUGUUGCUGCCUUGAUGCUUGGCGCAGUGACAUAAGGAAAGAAAUGUGAAUCUGGAUAGUUUCCAAAGGAGUUCUUGAUGUAAAACACCUUGGCUAGAAAACAUUGAAAUAGCAACAGCAUGAGGAGCAGUGAAGAGGAUCAAAGCUCCACCCUGUUACUAUGUGACAGCUAAGUGGCUGUGUCUGUAUAAGUCAACAAAGAGUCCAUCAGAUAGGGUCACCAAAUGAGACAAGUCGAACCCAUUGAUUUACAGAAGCGUAAGCCUAAUGGAUGUGCAACAUGGAGCUUUUUCUCUUCUGAACAUCAGGUGUUUUCAUAUGACAAGAAGCUGCUGGAGGAAGUAGUCAACACACCAUAAAGCACACCUCAGUCAGAACAUCUGUGUCUCCGUUAAUUUCAAGACAAAAUGACAUCAGUACUCAUUGCAAACCUCACACAGGACUGGGUGGAGAGCCUGCAGAGGUGGAAUCUGGAAUUCUUUUUCAUCCCCACCGCAAUCAUCACUCUGUCCUCCCUGCUAGCCAAUCCCGUUCUUCUGAUGUGCAUUUUUCUGUCCCCUGCCUUGCGUCAGGAAACCCGUUACCUGCUGGUGGCCAACACCCUGGCAGCAGACAUGCUCUUCCUCAUUCUCAACCUGGCCAUAAUGAUCUGUAACAGAGUGAGAGCUCAAAUGCCGUGGCUGGUUUGCGAGCUGGUCACGGCUGUCACUAUCACCGCCUACUGCAGUGCUAUCCUCACUGUCACCCUCAUGGUGGUGGACACCUACGCUGCAGUUCGAUGGCCUCUCCGUUACCAUGACAUCCUCCCGCCUGCCCGCACCCACCACAUACUGCUGGGGGCGUGGCUGUUGGCGGCCGUGUACCCUUUCACCUUGGUGAUCAUAAUGGAGAGGGAAAGGGGAAAUACCCAGGAAAAGCUGGCUGUGUGCAUGGCAAUCAUUUCCCUCGGCUUCAUGCAGCUCAAGCACAUGAUUGGGAUCCACAUCUACUUCUUCGUCGCAGCACUCAUCUGUGCUGUACUUAUUUUUUACUGCUACAUUCGGCUCUACAUGGUAACAAGGACCCAGGGCAUUUGGCAGAGCCGCUUCUCCAGGGCCCGGGUCACACUGCUGGCUCACGGGGUUCUGCUUCUGCUCUACUUUCUCCCCGGCUUCGUUUUCUCCCUUGAGCUCAUGCUGUUCCAUCGCAAAGACAUAAGUCAAGAUGUUCGUGUGUGGAUCAGCACAGUCAAUAUGUGUGUCUUCAUGAUGCUGCCCAGGGCGUUUGCUCCAUACCUGUAUGGGCUGAGGUACAGGGAGAUCUCUGAAACUCUAAUGCAGCUGCUGCUCCAGCACAGGAGGCUCGGUCAGGUCAAUGUUUCGUAAAUGCUUGUUACAUUUGUCCAGUGGAGUUACUUGUGUUUUACAUAUUAGACAUGUGUUCACAGUUGUCCUCCACAACAUAAAGUUGUAACUAAAUGUGCAGCAUCCAGGAUCAGUCAAAGUUCCUACAGAACAGCUACUACUACCUACUACCAUCAAAAAAAUCUACUUUUCUAUAUUCAUGUAAGAUAAAUAACCUGUUUGUGUGAAUUGUCUAAAUGCUGUUCCAAAAUACCACAUAACACUAAGAACAGAUUUUUGCUUGACACCUCUUCAGUUUUGGUAUACAGUAGUCAAAUUUAGGAAGAGUGACUCUAAAACAUCAUGUAUAAUUUUAAAGUACAGAACAUAGACUUCCUCCUCCUUUUGUUAAAACCCCCAAAUUCUCAGAGACCAUACUGAGGGCAUGUUCUUCGUCUUCGCAAUCGUAGGUGACAGUCCUGCUUGCUUCCCUGCCCGUGUUCGACAUUAUAAGGUGUUUUUGCUUCACCUCACACACACCCUCUUUGUCAUUCUUGUUCUCUUGUGUAUGUUUUGUGUGAGUUUGUAGCUCUUUUACUGCUGCGUGGGUCCAAAGCAGAACAUGCUGAACCAAGGCUGUAGAUUUUGUUUUCAAAAUUAAGCAGAGAUUUUGAGUGUUAAACUCUUCUUUUCCUGCAUGUUAGGUCUAUUAUUCAACAGCUGCAUCUUUUCUGCAUUGACUUAUAGUGGAAAACACAAAAUUAAGGAACUAAAUGACAGUUCAAAAUACAAUGGAAUUUAAUGCAGCAAGGCUCUCUGGCAAGCGUUUCAUCAAAAUAAUAGUAUG
Molecule: messenger RNA, 2252 nt
Organism: Scatophagus argus
Lineage: Eukaryota; Metazoa; Chordata; Actinopteri; Scatophagidae
Product: probable G-protein coupled receptor 148
Exons: 2
Coding region: 491-1447 (318 amino acids)
Biological process (GO): G protein-coupled receptor signaling pathway
Cellular component (GO): membrane
Molecular function (GO): G protein-coupled receptor activity
Source: RefSeq, a predicted model, not a curated record